AUGCAAAGAUCACGGAAAGCUCUUCUGCUAAGAAGAAGAGUUUCUGAGGAUACUUCUAAUGCAAGGAAUCGUUUGUACAAAGUUUCACUAUCUAUGGUUUUUCUCGUAUGGGGGAUUCUCUUGUUAUCUACAUUGUGGAUCAGUCUUGGAAACGGUCACAAAGGGAAGUCUCUAGUCCAUUCUUUGGUACAAAUUCGUGAUCAUCAAGGUGAUUUUAGUGCAGAUGGGAUAGAAGAAUCUGUUGAUGCAGCAUCACUAGAGUCGUCUACUUAUGUUAAUUCUACUCCCAGUUUGAGUCUGGAUGUUCAUAUAGCCGAUAAUGCCGGAAAUGUUAGGGAAAGCGAAGAAGACAAUGGGCUUGUGAAGCAAAGUGAAAUGAUUAAUAAGACAGAGACUGAUGCUUUAAAGCUUGAUCAGCUGUCUGGUACUGUUCCACUUAGCCUUGAUGAGUUCAAGAGUAGAGUGACAAACCCUAAAGAUGAACCUUUAGCCAACCAAGUCAGCAGUGUGAUUCACAGAAUGGAGCCUGGUGGGAAAGAGUACAACUACGCAGCCGCUUCAAAAGGUGCAAAGGUAUUAUCUUCUAACAAUGAAGCAAAAGGAGCAACAAGCAUCAUAAGCUCGGACAAUGACAAGUACCUGAGGAACCCGUGUUCCACUGAAGACAAGUUCGUUAUCAUAGAACUUUCAGAAGAAACGUUAGUGAACACAAUCAAGAUUGCAAAUCUUGAGCAUUACUCUUCUAAUCUGAAGGAGUUUGAGAUUCUUGGAACCUUGGUUUAUCCUACUGAUACAUGGGUUCAUCUUGGGAACUUCACAGCAUUAAACAUGAAGAAUGAGCAGAACUUUACGCUAGUGGAUCCCCAAUGGGUGAGAUAUCUAAAGAUGAAUUUCUUAAGUCAUUACGGUUCAGAGUUUUACUGCACUUUGAGUUUACUAGAAGUCUAUGGAGUGGACGCUGUGGAAAGAAUGUUAGAGGAUUUGAUAUCUAUCCAAGACAAAAACAUAGUGAGACUCACUCAAGAAGAAGACAGCGAGUCCUCUGAAAGCCAUGAGGAUGAGAGUAAACAGAAGGACAAGGAAAAAGAAACCUCACCAGAGAAUGUGGUUGUGAAAGCUGAAGUAUCAAAUGAGAGAAAGAAGCUGCUAGAUCCGGUGGAAGAGCUAAAACAUCACCAACCAGGAAGCAGGAUGCCAGGGGACACUGUGCUGAAGAUACUCAUGCAGAAGAUAAGGUCACUUGACUUGAGCUUAUCAGUGCUGGAGAGUUACCUGGAGGAAUUGAGUUCAAGAUACAUGAAGAUAUUCAAAGAGAUGGAUGUGGAGGCGAUCAAGAAAGAGAAGGAGGUGGAGAAGAUGAGACUAGAGUUAGAUGGAAUGAAGGAGAGUCAAGAGAAGAUGAAGGAAGAGGCCAUGGAGAUAAGAGAGUGGAGAAGAAAAGUAAAGACAGAGGUUGAGAAGGCUGAUUAUGAGAAGGAGAAAGUGAUGGAAAGGUUGGAGAAAAUUUUGGAAAAGAUGGAGUGGAUGGAGAAGAAAUGUGUGGCUGUGUUCACCAUCUGUGUUGGGUUUGGUGCUAUGGCGGUUGUAGCCGUGAUUCUUGGGAAGUUGAUAGGUUUAGCAGAGAAGCCAACCGACUUGGCUUGGCUUCUGUUGUUGAUAAGCUCUACAGUUGUUAUAUUUGUUUUGUCUCUUUGA
Messenger RNA from Eruca vesicaria subsp. sativa (arugula), 1695 nucleotides. NCBI's taxonomy places the organism in Eukaryota, Viridiplantae, Streptophyta, Magnoliopsida, Brassicales, Brassicaceae. The record is from the annotation of a GenBank genome assembly.